Paracoccidioides lutzii Pb01 is the source of this 969-nucleotide messenger RNA. RefSeq lists its product as hypothetical. The transcript is spliced from 5 exons. The coding region runs from base 1 to 969 and encodes 322 amino acids. The record is from RefSeq and is a predicted model, not a curated record.
AUGCACCCCUUGAUAGCAGCCCACUGCGUGAGCUUCAUGGGCUGGCUGAGAGAUAGAUUUGCCCCAGUUCUACCCAAAGAAAUUCGCAAGUUGCUCCUUGAGCGGAUCGAAUUAGUUGACCAGGUGAUGCAGGAUCUGCUACCAGCGGAAAAUUUAACAGUGGAAGAAGUCGUUGAAAUGUUUCGGCUGGAAUACGAUCCGGAUUUGAGCGUUUGGGAUUUGGAGCCAGAGGAUAUGUGGGAUGUGCCACUGUGCCUGGGCUCUCUUCUUUCUGAACUCAACUACGUCUCUUCGGGGCGUAAAAGUGACGGACUUAUCCGAUGCCGCCUAAACCUCAUCCUCAUGACCUGUCUCGCAGCGGAGGAGCGACAUUUCAAUGGCCUGCCGCCGGAUCUAACUCUUACGGGUUGUCACCACGAGCCACCUUCCCGACAAUCGCCACCUAAAUCGUUUGCGAUACCGCCAUUGAAAUCUCAUCAGGUUGACACGCCAGUGUGGGUCUCGAAUAGACCUGAAACGGUGCGCUUGAGCAUGGAGAUACGCUUUAUGGAAGAAGUGUAUUACAAUAUGGGCGGGCGGUAUCUCUAUGGUUCAGCGGAUUUUGCGUUGUGGUAUGGACCUGUCACAGAGAUGGCGACUAAUCUGGUCGUUGUGGCUGUCGGUGGGGAGCGUACAGCAACUCAGGGAGAGGGGAAGUGUUUGGCAAUUAUGAGUCUUAUUCAUCAGAAGAGAAAAGAGUAUGGGAAGAAAAUUUUCACCGUUUAUGGAUUAUGUAGUGAUGGCGUUGAGUUCAACUUUAUCAGGUUGGAUAGUGACUCCAAAUUGUCUAGAAUCGGUCCUGCGCUUGACUGGAGCUGGGGAAGAGCGUCUGAUAUCGUGUCCCUCAUUCGGUAUAUCAUGCGCACGGCGAUUCUGGCGGCACCAACUUCCACGCCGAUGAGGAGUGAUUGUUCUAUGGGACUGGGGUAA